CUUCUCUGUUUCUCAUAAUCUCACUAUUGCCCCGCUACCCUCUCCUCUCUUCUCCGUCGAGUGAGUCAGUAUCGAGUCAGCCACGCCGUCCGAGUUCUGUCGGCUCUUCUCAGCCCGUCCCUCGUUGGAUUUCGCCGCGGAAGGGUGAAGAAGGCGACGGCGCCGUCAUUCGUAGAAGACUAGAGCGGUUUAAGAAUUUUAUUUUUUUAUAAAAUUUUUACAAGAAAUUUUUUCUAGGGCUUCGGUUUUGGGUUUCCUUAGGGCUCAACCCGUGAAUUGAUUGUGUUGUCGCAGACCUCAUUCAGCUAUAUCUUGUGUUGCAGGGCGGUAGCCUAAUUGAGAGGAACCCUAAUUAUUGGCCCGUCAGCAUUUGCUAUCCCGGUGAGUACGAGACAGGCAUAAAAGGUCACUUUCAUCUUUUAGUGCUAUUUUGGUUCUCAGCAUCAGUGAUUUAACUGCAAGAGAGUUUUUUUGAGGAUAUUGCUGGGUGAUGGUCAUGUAAAUAUUUGCUGUUGUAUAUAGAGACCUUUUAAUUUGUUCAUAAUUUGGUGGGUCAAGUGGUACAUAUGGCUGCUUUGGCUGGUGAUUCCUCAAACCAUGGAGUGCAUGAAGCUGGAGCUUAUAAGAUCUCUCAAGAAAUGCCAGAGGAAAGUGGUGGCCGCUGGUAUUUCUCUAGGAAGGAGAUUGAAGAAGAUUCCCCCUCUAGACAAGAUGGGAUUGAUUUGAAGAAAGAGACUUACUUGCGCAAAUCAUAUUGUACAUUCUUACAAGAUUUGGGCAUGAGACUUAAAGUACCUCAGGUGACUAUUGCUACAGCAAUAAUAUUUUGUCAUCGUUUCUUUCUUCGACAAUCUCAUGUGAAGAACGAUAGGAGGAUUGUUGCCACCGUAUGUAUGUUCCUUGCUGGAAAGGUUGAAGAAACACCUCGUCCCUUGAAAGAUGUUAUAAUGGUUUCAUAUGAGCUAAUUAAUAAAAAGGAUCCAGGAGCAAAAGAAAGGAUUAAGCAAAAGGAGAUCUAUGAACAACAAAAAGAACUAACUUUGCUUGGAGAGAGGGUGGUCCUUGUCACUCUUGGUUUUGACCUUAAUGUGCAUCAUCCAUAUAAACCCCUUGUUGAGGCAAUAAAGAAAUUCAAGGUUGCUCAAAAUGCCCUUGCCCAAGUUGCUUGGAAUUUUGUUAAUGAUGGGCUUCGGACAUCUUUAUGCUUGCAAUUUAAGCCUCACCACAUUGCAGCGGGUGCCAUUUUUCUUGCUGCCAAGUUCCUCAAAGUAAAACUCCCAUCUGAUGGUGAGAAGGUUUGGUGGCAGGAAUUUGAUGUUACCCCACGGCAAUUGGAGGAGGUGAGCAACCAAAUGCUAGAAUUGUACGAACAGAACAAGGCACCUCCUUCUCAAGCAAACGAAGCAGAAGGAAGUGUUGCAGGUAGCCAAAGACCUGUAAAAUCCUCUGCCACAAAUGAAGAUCAUGUGACCAAUAACAGCAAUUCACAGGGUGGUGGUCCUAUAAAGGCAGGACCUUCCAAGCCAGCUUCCCAUAGGCCAACUCCUGAUCUGUCACAUGCUGAUAAUAAUGGUGGGCCUCCUAGGGGUGCUCAAGAUCGAAGUCAUGACUUUGAAAGUGCGGAAAAUAAUUCAGACCAUUUUGCUGAUGGUGAGACUAGUGGAAAGCACAGCCAUGAAAGAGAGCUUUUGCCUCACCAGGGGAGUGGAGGGGAAAUCCAAAACAGGUCAAAAACAAACCCUGGGAGUCAUGGUGAAGAAGACCGAGAACGAAAUGCUGGGAGAACUGAAACAAGGGAUAAGGGGGAAUUGAAGGACAAGUACUAUGGUCGAGCUUUGGAGCGCAAGGAUGGUGCAGUUGGUCAAUCACCGCAGGAGGUGAUUAAAAAGAUUGACAAAGACAAGGUCAAAGCAGCACUUGAGAGGAACAGGAAGUCCCGUGGGGAUUCAACUAGGAAAGUUGAUUACAUGGAUGAGGAUGAUCUCAUUGAAAGAGAAUUGGAGGAUGGAAUAGAGUUAGCUGCCGAGAAUGAAAAAAACAAACGUGAAAGAAAACAAAGCUGGUCUAAAUCUUCAAUCAAGUCAGAGCAUGAAAGUUCCCAUCAAGAUGGGGGUGGAGAUGGACAGUACCAAGUGAAGAAAGAGCAGCCAUCGCGUAAUGCAGAUUAUGACAAUAAUGUGGAAGAGGGAGAGCUGGAUCCUUAUGAUGAUAUUGACAAGGGAUAUCAUUCCCCAAAGUUGAGCAACCGGAAGCGAAAGGCAACUAGCCCCCCUAUGGAGGGUAAGCAGAGGUAUGAAUAUGGCUCAGGGACCCACAACCACACAUACCAUGACUUCCCAGAAGAUAGAAACACGGGGAAAAUUGCUUAUUCAGAAAGAGACCACAAAAGGCAUGUGCAGGAGAAUCAUGUGUGAAAUGUGUUUGUUGCCAGCAGCAGCAGCAGCAGCAGCAUUUCUCAGUCAUUCUGAAUGUUCAACCAGAGUCGGUUGCAUUGGAUGUCCGUGAUUUGGGUUGCUAGAAUUUUUUGAGACAGCUUAAACCUCCGACCACUGAGAGAGAGGUUCUAUUCAUAGAAGAAAAACACAAAGUGUCAGUUUUGAGGAAAGAUUUGGCCAGGUAUCCAUGUUGGUCCUCUUUUUACUUUGUGAACAUGAUAGACACAAUUCACUAUGCUUGCUUAUAUGCAUGCUUGCGUUUAUGGUGCCAGUCCUUGUUGCUAUUGGAACAUAUAUGGUAGAAAUCCAAAGAUUGUCAGAACUAGAGUGUGCACCUGAACAGGGAAAGAAAUAAAUAGUUUUGCCAUUAUGCUGUCUACUCUACUCUACUCUGCAGAUCUAGGCUAUAGGCUAUUGGAGUUGCAUGAAUGUGUUAAUGCUUACUAGUCAUUUGUUUGUUUCAUUUAAUGCCAAAAAUGUAAGACUUACUUUGAAUUCCAGUUUCUUUAAUGAUAGAUAGAUUUAGAAAUGGAAAUAGGCAUAUUUUGAUAUUCA
Molecule: messenger RNA, 2990 nt
Organism: Ipomoea nil (Japanese morning glory)
Lineage: Eukaryota; Viridiplantae; Streptophyta; Magnoliopsida; Solanales; Convolvulaceae
Product: cyclin-T1-3-like
Exons: 8
Coding region: 567-2414 (615 amino acids)
Biological process (GO): regulation of transcription by RNA polymerase II; positive regulation of DNA-templated transcription, elongation
Cellular component (GO): nucleus; cyclin/CDK positive transcription elongation factor complex
Molecular function (GO): cyclin-dependent protein serine/threonine kinase activator activity
Source: RefSeq, a predicted model, not a curated record